Molecule: messenger RNA, 3226 nt
Organism: Engraulis encrasicolus (European anchovy)
Lineage: Eukaryota; Metazoa; Chordata; Actinopteri; Clupeiformes; Engraulidae
Gene: hsp90ab1
Product: heat shock protein 90, alpha (cytosolic), class B member 1
Exons: 12
Coding region: 121-2307 (728 amino acids)
Biological process (GO): protein folding; cellular response to heat; protein stabilization
Cellular component (GO): plasma membrane; cytosol; protein-containing complex
Molecular function (GO): ATP binding; ATP-dependent protein folding chaperone; disordered domain specific binding
Source: RefSeq, a predicted model, not a curated record
UAUAUAGACAUUGGUCUUUUAAAACGACUUCCCUUUCUAUUUCCCUGCGUCAGAGUGCGGAGGGGGGACGUGUAGAAUUGGUGGCAUUUAUUCAAGAAAAAGUCAACAAAAUCAACCAAGAUGCCUGAAGAAAUGCGCCAAGAUGAAGAGGCGGAGACCUUUGCCUUCCAGGCCGAGAUCGCCCAGCUGAUGUCCCUCAUCAUCAACACCUUCUACUCCAACAAAGAGAUCUUCCUCAGGGAGCUCAUCUCCAACGCCUCUGAUGCUCUUGACAAAAUCAGAUAUGAAAGCUUGACAGACCCCACCAAGCUGGACAGCAGCAAGGACCUGAAAAUCGACAUUGUGCCCGACAAGAACGAGCGCACCCUCACUCUCACCGACUCUGGAAUCGGCAUGACCAAAGCAGACCUCAUCAACAACCUGGGCACCAUCGCCAAGUCAGGAACCAAGGCCUUCAUGGAGGCUCUGCAGGCUGGUGCAGACAUCUCCAUGAUUGGGCAGUUCGGUGUGGGUUUCUACUCCGCUUACCUGGUGGCCGAGAAGGUGACCGUCAUCACCAAACACAACGAUGACGAGCAGUACGUCUGGGAGUCCUCCGCCGGGGGGUCCUUCACAGUCAAGGUGGACACCGCAGGUGAGCCCAUGGGCCGCGGCACCAAGAUCAUCCUGCACCUGAAGGACGACCAGUCAGAGUACCUGGAGGACAAGAGAGUCAAGGAGAUCGUCAAGAAACACUCGCAGUUCAUCGGCUACCCCAUCACCCUCUUCGUGGAGAAGGAGCGUGACAAGGAGAUCAGCGACGACGAGGGCGAGGAGGAGAAGGCCGACAAGGAGGAGAAAGAGGAGGAGGAGGGCGAGGACAAGCCCAAGAUCGAGGACGUGGGCUCGGACGAGGACGAAGACGACAAGGAUAAGGACAAGAAGAAGAAGAAGAAGAAGAUCAAGGAGAAGUACAUCGACCAGGAGGAGCUGAACAAGACCAAGCCCCUGUGGACGCGGAACCCCGACGACAUCACCACCGAGGAGUACGGAGAGUUCUACAAGAGCCUCACCAACGACUGGGAAGACCACCUGGCAGUCAAGCACUUCUCUGUGGAGGGCCAGCUGGAGUUCCGUGCCUUGCUCUUCAUCCCCCGCCGCGCGCCCUUCGACCUCUUUGAGAACAAGAAGAAGAAGAACAACAUCAAGCUGUACGUCCGCAGGGUCUUCAUCAUGGACAACUGCGAGGAGCUCAUCCCAGAGUACCUCAACUUCAUCCGCGGCGUUGUGGACUCUGAGGACCUGCCCCUCAACAUCUCCCGCGAGAUGCUGCAGCAGAGCAAGAUCCUGAAGGUCAUCCGCAAGAACCUCGUCAAGAAGUGCCUGGAGCUCUUCACAGAGAUGGCCGAGGACAAGGAGAACUACAAGAAGUUCUACGAGCAGUUCUCCAAGAACAUGAAGCUGGGUAUCCAUGAGGACUCCCAGAACCGCAAGCGUCUGUCAGAGCUGCUGCGCUACCACAGCUCCCAGUCUGGAGACGAGAUGACGUCCCUGCAGGAGUACGUCACUCGCAUGAAGGAGAACCAGAAGGCCAUCUACUACAUCACCGGCGAGAACAAGGACCAGGUUGCCAACUCUGCCUUCGUGGAGCGCGUGCGUAAGCGCGGGUUCGAGGUGAUCUACAUGACGGAGCCCAUCGACGAAUACUGUGUACAGCAGCUCAAGGAGUUCGACGGCAAGAACCUUGUCUCCGUCACCAAGGAGGGCCUGGAGCUGCCCGAGGACGAGGAGGAGAAGAAGAAGAUGGAGGAGGACAAGGCGAAGUUCGAGAACCUCUGCAAGCUCAUGAAGGACAUCCUGGACAAGAAAGUCGAGAAGGUCACUGUGUCCAACCGCCUGGUGUCGUCACCCUGCUGCAUCGUGACCAGCACGUACGGCUGGACGGCCAACAUGGAGCGCAUCAUGAAGGCCCAGGCCCUCAGGGACAACUCCACCAUGGGCUACAUGUCCGCCAAGAAGCACCUGGAGAUCAACCCAGACCAUCCCAUCGUGGAGACGCUGCGGCAGAAGGCCGAGGCCGACAAGAACGACAAGGCGGUGAAGGACCUGGUGAUCCUGCUGUUCGAGACGUCGCUCCUCUCCUCAGGGUUCUCCCUCGACGACCCCCAGACGCACUCCAACCGCAUCUACAGGAUGAUCAAGCUCGGCCUGGGUAUCGAUGACGAUGACGUCACCACGGAAGAGCCCGCCUCCUCCGCCCCCACCACAGACGAGAUCCCUCCCCUGGAGGGAGACGAUGACGCCAGCCGUAUGGAGGAGGUCGAUUAAACGCCAACCCCCCCCCAUACGCCACACACGCCACAUUCCCUACACACACACACACAACAAGCUCCACCUGUGAUACAACAAAACAAACACCUCACAUUUUUCUUCCAAUUGUAUCUUAUUUGUCAUUUCGUCCCUUCGUGUUGGAUGGAGAGCCAGGUUUAAAUGUCCUCCUUACAAUGGUUAAAGAGAAAAAUAAUAAGAAACACACUUAUAAAUAAUACAAAAAAAUGUCCAUUUACGCUGUACAGUGAAAUUAAACUAAAAGUGGCUCGUUCCGGAGCUUGUGCGUUUUAUCUGGUAAGGGACGCCAGCCAGAGGAGCGUUUAGGGUUGUUGAUGGGUGAUGAGGGUUCUAGAAUGGCGUCACCUCGGUGAUGAUGGUUCUAGAAUUGUGUCACCUGGGUGGUGACAGUUCUAGAAUGGUGUCACCUGGGUGAUCAGGGUUCUAGAAUGGGGUCACCACCCGGGUCUCCUGAAGCUUGAGUCCCCUGUUGCACUGAGUUUAGAAGUUUUUAAGGGCACUGUUGUCGUCACCAUGGGAACGGAACGCAGGGGAACUGGAACAUUCCAUCAGACUGAAGCAGAAGGGGAGGGGGGAUGGAUGGAUGGAUGUGAAGGGUAGAAGAGAGGAGGGAUGGAUGAAGAGAGAGAGAGGGAUGAAGAGAGGAGGGAUGGAUGAAGAGAUGAAGAGAGAGAGAGGGAUGAAGAGAGAGGGAGAGGGGGAUGAAGAGAGAGAGAGAGGGAUGAAGAGAGAGAGAGAGAGAGAGAGAGAGGUUGCCUGGCUCCACUGCUCAUGAGUGAUGUGCACGCUGCAUGGUGAGAGGUGGGCGGGGCUAACGGUUCUUCUGCCCAUGUCCAGAUCUGUCUGUAUAAGUCUGACAUUUUGAUUUUUGAAAAAAUUAAAAACGUUAUACUGGAAA